GCACUUCCUGUAUUUGUCGUCACAAGUUUGGAAGCAGCGUCAGUUUGGACACUUCUCAUUAGCAUUAGCAAGAAACGAAGAAACAACACAGAAACGAAACAGAUAGAGUCGCUACUUUAGAAGAUGCGGGGCCGCCACAGAAGCUCGCAUCUCGGCCUUCUGCUGCUGUUCUCGCAGCUCUACCAGGUGGGCUUAGACAACAUCCCCCCUGUCACCCUGGCCGUGCUGGGCCUCAACGCCUACCUUUUCCUGUUCCCUGCGGCUCCACUGAUGAAGGCAUGCGUGAGCGUCCAUCAGGCGUAUUGGUCGGGCGAGUGGCGCCGCCUCCUUCUGUCUCCUUUCCACCACGCCGACGACAUGCACCUCUACUUCAACAUGGUGUCGUUCGUCAUGAAGGGCAUCCGCCUGGAGCGUCGUCUGGGCGCCGUUUGGUUCGCGUACGUGCUGGCUGUCUUCUCGCUGCUCACCGGCGCGCUCUACCUGGCGCUGGAGGCGGGGCUCACCCAUCUCACUGAUGACCAGUCGUACAGCGCCGCCUGUGCUGUUGGAUUCUCAGGGGUGAUUUUUUCACUGAAAGUCCUGAAUAACUACUACCAUCCCGGCAGCUUGACAUACGUGAUGGGCUUCCCUGUGUCCAACCGCUACGCCAGCUGGGUGGAGCUGGUCCUCAUCCACAUCACAGCACCAGGGACGUCCCUGAUUGGUCACCUUGCGGGUAUCCUGGUGGGCCUCCUUUACACUGCCGGACCAUUGAAGAAGAUGAUGAAGAUGUGUGCUGGGUUGAUGUCAUCUCGCACCUUCAUGCCCAGAACGCACUUCACGUCCUCAGGCUACAGCGGUAGAAGCUCCAGAAGCGAUCAGCACACGGCGGAUGAUGGGGCGUCAAGGUACACGGGCGGAAUGACGGAGGAGGAGCAGCUGGCGGCGGCCAUCAGGAACAGUCUUCAUGGCACAGCACGCCACGGUGAUGGUUCGCCUCAGUUUGCCGCCCCACCUCCAUAUGGCUUCCGCUUAACGGAUGAGGAGCUCCGUGCCAGGAGGCUGAUGCGAUUGGACGCGUUCACGUGAAAAAGAAAAGAAGAAGAGGAGCUCAGAUCUUUUGAGAACGUUGGAAGCUUUGGCCUUUUGGAAACUUUUUAAUAGAUGGAUGUUUGUGAAGCACUUUUUUCUAUUCCUACAUUUUUUGUCUUUUUAUUUAUUUACUCACGGUGACUGUCAAUAAACAUUUGUAAUAAAAAUCGUUUUGUUGUCCCA
This is a messenger RNA of Syngnathus acus (greater pipefish), 1254 nucleotides long. It is a transcript of the gene rhbdd1, whose product is annotated as rhomboid domain containing 1. Gene Ontology annotation, molecular function: serine-type endopeptidase activity. The record is from RefSeq and is a predicted model, not a curated record. Bases 124 to 1068 code for a protein of 314 amino acids. The transcript is spliced from 8 exons. NCBI's taxonomy places the organism in Eukaryota, Metazoa, Chordata, Actinopteri, Syngnathiformes, Syngnathidae. Gene Ontology annotation, cellular component: membrane.